Molecule: messenger RNA, 685 nt
Organism: Lolium perenne
Lineage: Eukaryota; Viridiplantae; Streptophyta; Magnoliopsida; Poales; Poaceae
Source: RefSeq, a predicted model, not a curated record
CGGACCUCUUUCAGUUCAACACGAGAGGAAGAGAGGGGAGAGCAGACGAUGGCGACGGCGAAGGGAGGCGGGGGUCAGAAGGGGCUCCUCUGGAGGCUGCCGGAGGUCACCUCCAAGGAGCUCGGAAAGAUCGGCCCCGCCUUCGGCCUCGGCAUCGGCUGCGGCGCUGGCGCCGGAAUCGGCUUCUUCGGUGGUGCAGGAUUAGGUUAUGGAUUUCCUGGACUCACUAUAGGCUUUGGAGUUGGAGCUGGAUGCGGUGUAGGAUUGGGUUUUGGUUAUGGCUUGGGCAAAGGAAUUGCUUAUGAUGAAACGAAAAGGCAUUCAAAUGUUGGUAAAAUGUUCCGGGAAGCUCCAAAAUUUCCUACGGACACUGUUGCUGGUUUAUUUGACGAGUUGGUGGUAAACACCAAAAAGCUUGCCACAGCAACUUCGAAGCAGAUUGAAAAAUGGCAUUGAGCUGCACCACCAUAUGGCUGCUGCUAUUGGCUAUCUUAGAUGGGGAUUAACACUUCAUCUUCAAACAUAGGCUGUUGCGUCUCAUUGUAAUAUCUUUUUUGAGCGUUCAUCAGUAAGUAGGCUUGUAUUUAGGUAGAAUUCUGAAACUGUAAUACAGAGUUCGUGUUCAAAAUUCCUGGAAAUGUUGAACAGUAUGGUUGUUAGAGAAAUAAAAUGUCAACCUGAUGAA